AUGAGUUUAUCAAAAUUUACAAAAAGUUCAUUACAAUUGAGCAGAAUAUGCUCAAAAUUAGAUAAGCAAGCAAAAAAUCAAAUAAUAUGGAAUGGAUUAAGAAAUAUAAGUAAUUUAAAUAUACAGAAAUUGAAUAAAAACAUAAAUGAUUCUAUUGGAAAAAAAAAUUUUAGUACGAGUGAAAACUAUGAAUUUAAAGCAGAAACAAAAAAGUUAUUGCAAAUAGUUGCUCAUUCAUUAUAUACAGAUAAAGAAGUAUUUAUAAGAGAAUUAAUAAGUAAUGCUUCUGAUGCUAUUGAAAAAUUGAGAUUUAUUCAAUGUGCUUCUGUUAAAAGUUCAGAUACAACUGAAGAGAAAAAUAUUCCUUUUUAUAUAAAAGUUUCAACUGAUGAAAAAGAAAAAUUAUUUAUUAUUGAAGAUAGUGGAAUUGGUAUGAAUAAGGAAGAAGUUAUUGAAAACUUAGGUACAAUAGCUAAAAGUGGAUCAUUAAAUUUUUUGAAUUCUUUAAAAGAAAAAAAUUUUUCUGAACAAAGCCAGCUUAAUCAGGAGAAAGCAGGGGAUAUUAUUGGCCAAUUUGGUGUUGGUUUUUAUAGUUCUUUUGUUGUUUCUGAUAAAGUAGAAGUAUAUACUCGUUCUUAUGAUAAUGAAAAAGGAUAUUAUUGGAAAUCAGAUGGUAAUGGAAUGUUUACUUUAAAAGAAGUGGACAAUCUACAAAGGGGAACAAAAAUUGUAUGUCAUCUUAAAGAAAGCUGUAAAGAAUUUUCUGACAUUAAUAAAGUUCAACAAAUAGUAGAAAAGUUUUCUUCAUUUAUUAACUUCCCUGUGUACAUAGUAAAUAAAAAAAAAGUAGAAAAUAAAGAAUUAAAAGAAGAAAACGAAAAAAAAUUAGAUGAUAAAAAAAAAGAGGAAACAAAAAUUGAAAGCUCCAUUAAUGGAAAUGAAUCAGAAACUAUUAAGAAAAAUAUCAGUGAGGAUAGUUCCGUAGUUAGAGAAGAAACAGAAGAAAUAUUAAUAAAUAAUCAAAAACCCUUAUGGUGUAAAGAUGAUGUAUCAGAAGAAGAACAUAUAAGUUUUUUCAAAUUUUUAAACAAAAAAAAAUCAUAUGAUGACAAUAAAAGUUACAUAUAUAAAUUAUUAUAUAAAACUGAUGCACCCAUGUCUAUUAAAAGUGUUUUUUAUAUACCUGAAGAAGCACCAUCAAGACUUUUUCAACAAAAUAACGAAAUAGAGAUUUCUUUAUAUUGCAAAAAAGUAUUAGUAAAAAAAAAUGCUGAUAAUAUUAUACCUAAAUGGCUUUAUUUUGUUAAGGGAGUAAUUGAUUGUGAAGAUAUGCCCUUAAAUAUAAGCAGAGAAAAUAUGCAAGAUAGUACUUUAAUGGAUAAGCUAUCAAGAGUAAUUGUUACAAAAAUUUUAAAAACAUUAGAAAAAGAAGCAGAUACAGAUGAACAAAAAUAUUUAAAUUUUUAUAAAAAUUAUAAUUAUAAUUUAAAAGAAGGAGUUUUGGAAGAUUCUACAAAAAAUCAAUAUAAGAACAUUUUGAUGAAUUUAUUGCGAUUUUAUUCCAUAAAUGAAAAUAAAUAUAUAUCAUUAAAAGAAUAUAUAAAAAAAUUUAAAAACAACCAAAAAAAUAUAUAUUAUUUUUCAGCAAAUGAUAAAAAUGUGGCUUUAUCUUCCCCAUAUAUGGAACCAUUUAAAAAAAAAAAUAUAGAUGUUUUAUUAUUAUUUGAAGAAAUUGAUGAAUUUGUGUUAAUGAAUUUACAAUCUUAUAAUGGCUCUAAAUUUGUUUCUAUUGAUUCUUCCCAGAAUGAAGACUUUGAUGAUGCUGUAUUAAGUGCUAAUAAAAAUGAUAAAGAAAGUAAACAACAGAAAACAAAUGUUUUUAAUGAAGAGCAGAAAAAAGAAUUAGAAAAAUAUUUUAAGGAAGUAUUGGGAAGCAAAUGUUCUGAUGUGAAGUUUUCUGAUAGAUUAACCUCUUCACCAGCUGUAGUUACAGGAUUUUUAUCUCCAACUUUAAGAAAAGUUAUGAAAGCAACAAUGAAAAAUGCAGAAUUUCAAGAUAAUAUGUUACAAAAUUUACCUGCUACAUUAGAAUUAAAUCCAUCUCACACUAUUGUUACAUCCAUUUAUCAUUUAAAAAAUACUAAUCAAGAGGUAGCUAAAUUAUUAGUUCAACAACUUUAUGAUAAUGCUUGUAUUGCAGCAGGAAUUUUAGAAGAUCCUAGAUCACUUUUAAGUAAAUUAAAUGAAUUAUUAUUAUUAACAGCUAGAUAUGCAUAUCAUUAUGAAAGAAAAAGCUUAGAAGAAGAAAGCAAUGCAGAAAAUUCUGAUACCAGAAAAAUAAAUGUUAACAAUGAAGACAGUGGUGAAGUGCCAAUUGAAAAUAAUAACGAGGAUGGUAAAGAUAAAAGGGAAAGUGUUGAAAUGAAAGAAACAUAA
Molecule: messenger RNA, 2436 nt
Organism: Plasmodium relictum
Lineage: Eukaryota; Apicomplexa; Aconoidasida; Haemosporida; Plasmodiidae
Product: heat shock protein 90, putative
Exons: 1
Coding region: 1-2436 (811 amino acids)
Biological process (GO): protein folding
Cellular component (GO): mitochondrial inner membrane
Molecular function (GO): ATP hydrolysis activity; ATP-dependent protein folding chaperone; protein kinase binding
Source: RefSeq, a predicted model, not a curated record